Messenger RNA from Fusarium proliferatum ET1, 1107 nucleotides. RefSeq lists its product as uncharacterized. Lineage: Eukaryota; Fungi; Ascomycota; Sordariomycetes; Hypocreales; Nectriaceae. The record is from RefSeq and is a predicted model, not a curated record. Bases 1 to 1107 code for a protein of 368 amino acids. The transcript has a single exon.
AUGUCAGCUUACAAUCCAGUCAAGGAUCUGGGCCUAGCCUGUCCCUACGGCGGAAUCUUCUACAUCUGCGCUGACGAUCCAGAUCGCUUCAUCGGCUGCUGCACCAUCAACCCCUGCGGCGCCAGAAAUGGUCUCUGCCCUGAUACAAAUUUCAGAUCAGCCAGCUUUAAUGCGACACUUCAGCAUGAGUUCCUCCCUCAGGCUUGUAUCAAUGACAACGUCGAUGUCAGUUGGUACACCUGCGUUGGAGAGGGACUUCCUUUCCUGGGAUGCUGUGCCGUGGAUCCUUGUCUCCGUGGUGUUUGUCCCCAACGAGAUUUAAGAGCCGCGAAGUUGAGUGACAAGGCCCAGGAUGCACAAGAGUUCCUUGAUGGAGAUCCUGAGUAUAUGCCACGGCCUACGUCUUCUGCCCUUGAUCAAGGAUCAGGCGUCUCUUCAGGCAGUCUGUGUGCUAGCUCGACCACUGCAAAGAUGACCAUGAUCUCCAGCUUCAUCACUUCUUUCACUAUGGAAACAACCAUUGCAACAAUUACCACUACUAUUACAACGAUGACCUCUACCAUAACAAUCUCGCCUCCAGGGGCUUCAGAUGCACCUCCCGCGGGCCCCAAGGAGCAUGGCUCGAACCGAAAGCUUGGAUGGCUAUCGCUUCUUCUCGUCCCAAUUAUUUUACUUCUACUUCUAUACCUUGCGAACCGAUUUGGGGAGAAACUGCCCUGCCUAAGAUGUAGAGGGAAACUAUCCAAAGUAAAGCUCGAACAGAAGCAUGAACAGGAACACGAACACAGGCCGAACACACCUCCAUACCCAACAACCGAUCAGAUGAUCACAGAUGAAAAUCACCGGUACAUAUGGGGACGUUCAAGCAGAAAUAGCUCCCGAACAACCCACCAACGUCCACAGAACAUCCGAGGUCGACAGCAUGGUAACGGUUCUACUAUUAAAGCUGGGAGCUCCAUUGAUAACAAAGAAAAUAGAAUCUUCGACAUGCAGAGUAGAUCGACUCAACAAGACGUAUACGCCAGUGUCCGGCGAACAGUUCCAAACAGGAAGCCGUUGCCAGGAACGAACAACCAGUUAAGCCCGCGAGAAGAUAACGUCCGCUGA